CAACGAUCCUCCGUUCCCAUCUUCCUUAUCCAGAUGGCGGCGCCGGCCAACUCCACCACCUUCUCCGGCGACGUGUGGGCGGAGCUCCGCCUGGCCGACGCCCGCGACGUGCCGCACAUCCACCGCCUCAUACACCAUAUGGCCGAGUUCGAGCUGCUCACCGACCUCUUCGCCGCCACCGAAGAGCUCCUCACGUCCACGCUCUUCCCAUCGCCGACGCCGCCUCCCUUCACCUCCUUCACAGCCCUCGUCCUUGACCUAUCCCCCACCCCCAUCCUCCCGGACUCCUCUUCCACCAUCGCCUCCCGCCGCCUCGACCUCUCCGCGUCCCCGCUCGCAGACCCGGAGGCCGCCACCUUCGCCUCCCCGCGCGGCGGCGGGCGCGUCACGGCCGGGUUCGUGAUCUGCUUCCCCAACUACUCCACCUUCCUCUCCAAGCCCGGGCUGUACGUUGAGGACAUCUUCGUGCGCGCACCCUGGCGCCGCCGCGGCCUUGGCCGGAUGAUGCUGUCUGCCGUCGCCGGCAGGGCCGCCGAGCUCGGGAUGGGCCGGGUGGAGUGGUGCGUGCUCGACUGGAACAAGAACGCCAUCGACUUCUACGAGGGGAUGGGCGCCGAUGUGCUCCCGCAGUGGCGCAUCUGCCGGCUCGCCGGCGCAGCCCUUGACAAAUACAAGGUCAGCCAGAAGGAGGCCGCCGGUGGGAAGGCUGCAGAGUAGGAGGGCCUGGAAAUUCGCUUAUUGAGAGUGCCUGCCAAUAAUAAAGGUGGUGGAUUUGCUUGCGCUGCUUAGCUCUGGCAUGGUUUAGAACUAGAUGAUUAGUGAUUCAGUGCAUUUGAUCAGCUCAUUAGGGCGAGAUGGGCAAUCGGGACUUGUUGUGGUAUAAACCUUGCUGCAUUAUGCUAGACUGUCUUCUGAUUUGAUGC
This is a messenger RNA of Zea mays, 923 nucleotides long. RefSeq lists its product as uncharacterized. The record is from RefSeq and is marked provisional. The coding region runs from base 34 to 717 and encodes 227 amino acids. The transcript has a single exon. Lineage: Eukaryota; Viridiplantae; Streptophyta; Magnoliopsida; Poales; Poaceae. Gene Ontology annotation, molecular function: N-acetyltransferase activity.